AGAGCAGAGGUAUCACGCCUCUAACCGGCCCUGUCCCGUGUAUACGCUCCCUCUCUCACUCUCUCUAUAGCUUGCAGUCUUCCUCCCGAGCGUUGUCGAAUCAGCUGUGUUAUACUUCGGGACUGUGUAUGGUCGGAAAUUGAGGUUGUCAUUUUUAUUUUUUUUUAGGGGAGGGGUUUCAUUUGGGGGAAUGGUUUAACUUGGAGCGAAGGAGAUGGUUGUGCCUUUCAGAAACACGCUGAGUUUAAGGGUGUGAUUGACAAGGUGUUAUCAGAAAAAAAAGAGAGAAAGAAAGAAGUAAAAUUCUACGAAGGACAACAGAAACAGGCACAAAAAAAAAAAAAAAUCAGAAAAGGAAAUAGCAAACAGACAACAGAAGCAGGAAAGCUAGAGAGAGGAGAGAGAGAGAAAAAGAAAAGAGAACAAGAAAAAAAAAAAAAAAAUAGAGCAGAAGAAGGCAUUUCAUAGUCCACGUCAUCACCAAAUCCCCUGAAUUAAUUCCCUGAAAGUGAGGAUAAAACACUCGCUUUUCAAAUAAUUACAUCCAAGGUGAAGCUCUGAUCAGUAGGGCCAAAAACAUCGAGGAAAAAAAUAAAUAAAGAAUAGAAAGAGGAGGAAAAAUAAGGAAGGGGAUUGAGACGGACGAAAGAGCGAAGGGAGAAGGUAGAGAGAGAAGAGAGAGAAGAGAGAGACAGCGUUUCAGUCUCCCCUCUCUCCUCCUCCCCUGCACACGCACGUUUCCAUCUGACUGACGUCUUUCAACAGCCAAGACUUCAGCUUUCUCGUCGACGUCCUGAAGAGUCUUCGCUUUUUUUUCUCGCAUCGCUCGAGGGAAGGAUUUUCUUUAUCUCUCUCUCUCGUUCUCCUUUUUUCAUGAUGACGCGGUUUAGAUACUAAAUUGCAAUUCAUUUAUGUAAUUGAAAACUAAAUAAAAAAUAAGAAAUAUCACAUCUACAAACGACAAUCAGACACUCGAUGGGAAGUGAGUAGAGGGUUUUUCCCUUCGAGCUUUCCCCGAGUCUCAAGACGCGUUAUUCGAAUUCGUCCAAGACAAGAGCUCUCGAGGCGCUGCGAUGGCCGGUGAUCGCCGUCCCCUCCCCUCGCCCUGCGGGGCUCUGAGCGGCAGCGGGGCCCUCGGCGAGCACCAGGGGGCACUCGCGAUGUAAGGGAGAGAAAGAGAGAGAGAGAGAGAGAGAGAGAGAGAGAGAGAGAGAGAGAGAGAGAGAGAGAGAGAGAGAGAGAGAGAGAAGGAGGCUCUCGUCAGAGAUCCAAUCAGCCACCAUUCGACCACGAAACCGCUGCUCAAGAUGGACCUCUUCGACCCGGUGCUCGACUUCGAGGGGGAGCUGAACGCCAGCCUCCGCUACGGCGCCCUCGACGCUGCCAACGACUCGACUGCGCUGGACUACGCCGUCGACGCCCCCAACGCCACCUUCGCGUUCGGCCUCAACGCCUCGAGCAACGAGACCAAGUGGGUCGAGAACGAGUACAACCUUCCCCUGUGGCGAGAGCUCAUCUGGUCCUUCGUGUUCGGCUCCAUGGUCCUGGUGGCCACCGGCGGCAACCUCAUCGUCAUCUGGAUCGUCAUGGCCAACCGCCGCAUGCGCACCGUCACCAACAUCUUCCUCGUCAACCUCUCCGUCGCCGACACGAUGGUGUCCACCCUCAACGUCGUCUUCAACUUCACCUACAUGCUCAACCUCCACUGGCAGUUCGGCCUCGUCUACUGCAAGAUCAGCCAGUUCGUGUCCAUCCUGUCCAUCUGCGCCUCCGUCUUCACCCUCAUGGCCAUCUCCUUCGACAGAUACGUGGCCAUCAUGUACCCUCUCCGACCACGAAUGGGCUGGAAAGGGACGAUUCUCAUCGUGGUAUGGAUCUGGGUAUCGUCCAUCUUCAUAUCGAUGCCCAACAUGCUGUUCUACACGACCGCAGCUCUGCCAAUUAAGGACGGAGGGGAGAGGAUCGUGUGCUACGGAGCCUGGCCGGACGGAGACCAAGGGGAGAGCCAUCUCGAAUACGCCCACACGGUGAUCCUGAUGGUGCUGACCUACAUCGUGCCGCUGCUGUGCAUGGGCUACACGUACGCCAGGAUCGGGAUGACGCUGUGGGGCAGCCGGACCAUCGGGGAGCAGACGCCGCGCCAGAUGGAGAGCAUACGUUCCAAGAGGAAGGUCGUGAAGAUGAUGAUCGUGGUGGUGACCAUCUUCGCCGUGUGUUGGCUCCCUUACCACGUCUACUUCAUCCUCUCCAAUGUGAUGCCAGAGAUCGCAUUUUGGUCUUACAUCCAAGAGACGUACCUAGCGAUUUACUGGCUGGCUAUGUCCAACUCCAUGUAUAACCCCAUGAUAUACUGCUGGCUCAACAGCAGAUUCCGGAACGGCUUCAAGAAAGUGUUCUCAGGGUGUUGUCCAUUCAUACAGUACGAGCGAGAACCGCCUGAUGUGACGCGCAUACAGACGACGCGGUUCUCCUGCUCUGGAUCUCCCGAGACACAUCAUCGUGUCUCCUAUGAUGGUUCGGUGCACAUCUCCAUGAGGACGUAUGUGUCUGAGGGCGGUGGAGGCAACUGCGGGCGUUCUUCCCACGGCCCCCUGAGGCUGUGCAACGGUGCCAACCUGCGGAGGGCCACAAACGGGGCCAACGCAAGGAACUACGGGGGCACUGGCACCCUGGGGGGGUCGGGAGGCUCUCCCAUGUCGGGCAGUAGCUAUACCACGACCUCAGCGAAGAAGAACGCCAAGUUUCCUUCAGUCGCAUACCAGUAUGUGUGAGUUUAUCCUGGUAUCAUCUGCUUUGACUACCACACGGAGAGCGAACGUACUCUCGCUAGCCUGCAACACGAACUCCCUCUAUCAUCAACACAAAAAGUAUCUCUUGCCCCUCGCUACGAAGAACCUUGAUCGCAUGUAUUUACCACAUUUUUGGGAUCUACACUUGCAUUCCAAUGUAAAUGUGUACCACGUAAAGGUUCCUUGAAUCCCCUAUUUCCUGAGAACGUGCCGGGCUGGAUCAUUCCGCUAGAAAGCUAUACUGAAGAUCUUUUUCGUUCUGAAGAAGGACUGACCAAGAUCUUGAAGGGAGACAUAAAGCGUUGGAAAGAAUAGUAUUUAGAAAACUAAUAACAACAUAGCUCCACCACAUGAAGAAUAUACUGUGUUAAAGUAUAAGCACAAACAAACGCAUUUAGAUAAAAAAGCAAGGGGUUUAAACCCUCGCCAGAUUUUCCUGCCAUCUUUCCAGGAUCAUAUAAGCAGAGUAGAAGUCUUGGAUAAACAAAGAAGUUUUGUACGUCAUCCACAGGAUAAGGAAAAUUGUCUGAAACGUGAAUAGAUGCUAUCUGAACAGCCUCAGGAGAACCAUGAGUUCGCAGCCCUGCCAACCAACGAAAAUGCGGCAUAACAACAUAACACAUGGAAAUGAAACGCUGGUAGAAGGAAUAGCAGAAGCAGAUACAAGUUGAUAAUAAUAAAGAUAUGCAAAGAGGGAGACAGAGACAUAAAGGGAGGAGAGACCAAAAACAUGGAAUAGAGAAGGGCACAAAUCAGCAUAGAUAAUACUUAAUGAAACAACUUAACCUUCAUUUGAGAAAUAGAAAUGCAAAUGAGAAAAACACACAAAGCGAGCUGAAGUAAAUCUAGGAAGGACUGUACACAAACACUAGAAAGUGAAGCACAACCAAUCCCUGUCUUUUUAAAAUUCAGCGAACCAAUCUUUUAUUCGGUGCUACAAGUGACUCACUGAAGAACAUGUUAACUUAGGAUGAUUAAGUUAAGAUUAAAGGAGAAAAAAAAGAAAAAAACGAAGACAGAAUUCUGUAAGGGUGACAUACGAAGCUGUGUUCAAGAUUAAGUAAUCUCAGAAAAGAUAAAAAACGAAAAAAGGGAAAUAGAAAGACACUACCAAUAUAACGAAAGAUAAAACACACAUAAAAAAGAGAAAAUAAGAUAUUUUCGUACUGGGAAGAUAAAGUGUAGAAGAUAACGAUCUUAGUCGUUAUUGAUUUAUGAAUAAUAAAGUGAUUAAGUUAUAUAGUAUAUGUAUAUGUCAGUGUGCUCCCGCGCGGGCAUUCGUUGUACCAGAUAUGUAUUCAAAACACAAUGGUUAACUAUAAGGUAUUAUUUGUAUAGUGCCAAUUGAUUUGUAUAAUAUGUA
Molecule: messenger RNA, 4152 nt
Organism: Penaeus chinensis
Lineage: Eukaryota; Metazoa; Arthropoda; Malacostraca; Decapoda; Penaeidae
Product: tachykinin-like peptides receptor 99D
Exons: 7
Coding region: 1308-2771 (487 amino acids)
Biological process (GO): G protein-coupled receptor signaling pathway
Cellular component (GO): plasma membrane
Molecular function (GO): tachykinin receptor activity
Source: RefSeq, a predicted model, not a curated record